This is a messenger RNA of Pogona vitticeps (central bearded dragon), 11818 nucleotides long. Lineage: Eukaryota; Metazoa; Chordata; Lepidosauria; Squamata; Agamidae. The record is from RefSeq and is a predicted model, not a curated record.
CAUGGUGAGCAAUGGAAGCCAGAUGCCUGCACUACCUGUCUGUGUGAAAGAGGAGAGGCUAAGUGUCUGCGACACGCCUGCACCACAUUGACCUGUCAUAAGGAGGAGAACAAAGUACGGCGUCCCGGAAAAUGUUGUGAAGAGUGUGUGUCUUCCAAACGGAGCUGUGUACACAACGGCACCAUCAGAUACCAUGAUGAAAUGUGGAGUGGUGCUCCCUGCGAGUUUUGCGCGUGUCAAGAAGGUCAAGUAGUGUGUUGGAAUGGAGAGUGUGCCAAAGUGAAGUGUGACCAGGGUGAAGAAUUGAUUCAUUUAGAAGGCAAGUGCUGCCCUGAAUGCCUUUCAAGAGGUGGGCCCUGUGUUUACAAAGAACAUACCAAAGAUGUAAGUGGCUUGAUAAUGCGGAGCACGGAGAACAUUCUGGGCCAGUGCCAUUCGGACUGCUUGACAUGCUCACAAUCUUUCGAUCACUGUGAUGUUUGCCGGGACACAACUAAGUGGCUGCAGAACGGGCGCUGUGUGGACAGCUGUGGACUUGGAUUCUAUCAGGAAACUGGGCUUUGCUUAGCUUGUGAGAAGACCUGCUCUACGUGUCGUGAUGGGUAUACGUGUUCUUCGUGUCAAGAUCCACUACUCUUGAAAAAUGGCCGGUGUGUGACUUCCUGUGGGGAAGGGUUUUUCCCAGGACCACUUCAGUGCAUAGCUUGCCAUGAAUCCUGUGCUACUUGCCAGGGCCCCACGGCAUACAACUGUUCGACCUGCAAAGACCCCUCUCACGUGUUACUGGAAGCCUUCUGUGUUGCCCAUUGCGGCCAGGGGUUCUACAUUAAAGAUGGCGUUUGCAAAGCUUGCAACGAGGACUGUGAAACGUGUUACCCAGACCGUCCUGCCUGCUUACACUGUGCAGCAGACAGAGUUCUGCAUGAUGAGAACUGUGUGUUAGAAUGUCCCAGCGGCUACUAUGCAGAUAAUUCCCAGAGAUGCAGAGUUUGCCACAAAUCUUGUGCCAGUUGUGUUGGGCCUUUGGCAACCGAGUGCAUUUCUUGCUCCUUUCCUCUUGCCUUACGUCACGGUCAAUGUCUUUCUGCUUGCGGAGAAGGCUUUUAUCAGGAUCACACCAUCUGCAGAGGUUGCCAUUCAUCUUGUCGUGAAUGCGUCGGCCCAGAAUAUUUCCACUGUGCACGGUGCAUCAAGCUAGAGGACGCGCUGCAACCACAAAUGAACAUUGAAGGAACAUCAGUUGGCAUUUGCUUACCCCAGUGCAAAGUUCAGUUCUACCUCGAUAAAGAUGGGAUAUGUAAAGAAUGCCACACCUCCUGUCUGUCUUGCACAGGGAACCUCUCAGGGGAUUGCACAGCAUGUAUAUCUCCUGGAAUCCUUCAUGAAGGCCAGUGUCUUUCUGAGUGUCCGGAAGGAUGGUAUCAUCGGGAGGCCCGCUGUUAUGCGUGUCAUCCUUCCUGCAAGACAUGCCAUGGAUCUUCAGAAGCUGACUGCGUGGUCUGCCAGCCCCAUGCUACUUUUGUCGACGGAAGAUGUAGGACGCCCUGCCAGGAGGGGCAGUACCUCAACCUGGUGGGAUACUGUGUUGAUUGUCACUCCUUGUGUAGUCAAUGUGUGGCGGAUCUCAAGGACGAAGGAAGCAUCUGCUUGAAGUGCCAAAACAGCCAUCACUUGUUCCUCAAGGACCACUGCAUCCUUGAAUGUCCUGCAGGAUACUACAGGGUUGACAGAAUGUGUCAAAAAUGCCACCCUUCAUGUAAAACAUGUGAAGGGGAAGGCCCUCUCGCCUGCACUUCCUGUGACUCCAGCCUUGUCCUCUCUCACAUGGGCAGCUGCACCUCGGCUUGCUUCCUCGGAUUCUACAAGGACAAGAACCUGCAUUGCAAAUCUUGCAGUGGCCCAUGUCUGAGCUGUGAUUCAGAAACCAGCUGCACAUCCUGCAGAGACCCGUCCAAAGUCUUGCUUUUUGGGGAAUGCCAGUAUGACAGCUGCGCUCCACAGUACUACCUUGAUUUCCCCACCAGGACCUGCAAAGAGUGUGACUGGAGCUGCAAUGCCUGCGACGGGCCUCAGAAUACCGAUUGCUUGCAGUGUAUGGACGGAUACGUUCUCCAAGAUGGCGCCUGCGUGGGGCACUGCCCGCCAGCUUUUUACCGGGAAUCCGACAGGUGUCAACGGUGUGAGGACAAGCACUGCCUCCAGUGUCAGGCUCUUGGUGAAUGCACCCGCUGUGAAGCUCCGUUCUUCCUCAUGGGUUCACUGUGUGUCUCAACAUGUGGGAAGCGAUUCUAUGAAGACCGUGGAGAGCAAAAAUGCUCAGCCUGCCCUAAAGGAUGCUUGGAAUGUGAUGGAUCCAGUGCGUGCAGAGUUUGUGACAGUUCCGUCUUUCUGCAAGAAGGCCGCUGCGUUUCCCACUGUGGCCAGGGCUUCUAUGCCAAUCCUCGGAGCAGGGAGUGUAAAACUGCCACAAACACUCUGGUUCUGAAGGCGAAUGGCUCGUUCCGGGUAGGAAUUGGCAGCACGAAGCCUCUUGACCUCUCUUUCCUGGAGGUGUUGGGCCUUGGUGGUUCUGUAGAAGAUGUCUUGUUUCACGUGGUUGGCCUUCCCACCAAUGGCAGGCUGGUGGCCAUGGCUAAUGCUAAGAAGACAGAGCUGAGCCAGGGUGACCAUUUCACAGGGGAGGAUUUAAAAGGACAGAGAGUUCUCUUUGUGCACGACAAGAAAAAAUCCAGGCAUGGAGAGUUUUCCCUAAAGAUCAGCCAUCAACGGAUCUUCUCUGAACCAGAAGUAUUUACUGUUCAAGCCCUAUCAACACAGGCCCCUUAUGUGUUGCGGAACGAAGCCCUCCUCCUUAACAGAGGGGAGACUAGAUCCAUAACACAUCUCCUGCUUAACAUUGGAGACAAUGAUAACCCCCAAGAUGUGACGAUGACCGUUUUAGACCCUCCGCGUCAUGGACAGUUGAGCAAGCGUCUUGGAGACACACAGUCAGUGAUCCAUCAGUUCCACCUUGAAGACCUUUCCAGCGGUUUUGUGCAGUACACCCAUGAUGGAUCCAACAGUUUAGAAGACACUGUUGUUCUACAGGCCAGUGAUGGAUACCACUUUAAGAAUAUCCUCUUCCAUGUCAAGAUCGCACCAAAUAGGGACGGGGUCCCCCGUCUGGUUACCAGCUCAAUGGUGUGGGUCCCAGAGGGAGGAAUGCUUCAAAUCACUAACAGAAUUCUGCAAGCCGAGAUGCCGGGGGUCAGUGAUUCUGCACUCAUCUACACAAUUAGCGACCAACCACGAUAUGGUAAGUGGGGAUGCGCUUUAGAUGACCGCGUGACUCCAAUAGAGCCACAUCAUCUCUCUUUUAUCAACUCGGAGAGCCCAGAGGAAGAAAUUGUGUACAAUGUGACUGUGCCCUUGACUCCAAAUCAAGGUGUUGUUGAGCACAAGGAUAAGCCACUCUUCCCGGUGAAAUAUUUCACCCAGGCAGACAUCAACAGUGGCAAAAUUGUGUAUCGUCCGCCUGCCGCGGCUCCACAUAUGAGGGAGAUGAUGGAAUUCUCCUUUGCAGGUCUCCCUGAAUCAGUCAGCUUUCAUUUUACAGUGUCAGAUGGAGAACGCACCAAUCCGGAGAUGGUGUUCACCAUUCACUUGCUCUCCUCUGGUGAGCAACCCCCCUUAUUCCAGUUCACUGCUCCCAUCCUUGAGGUCAGCCAAGGAGGCAGAGCCACUAUCGGCAUACGUCUGACGAUCAGCAACGUGGACAGAACCCCUGAAGAUAUUUUCUUUGAGGUGGUGGAACCGCCUGAGCACGGCGCUCUCCUCAAACACGACUCUGGAUUUUCUCACCCCCUGAGGGAAGGCGACACCUUCACUUAUGAGGAAAUCACCCACAACGCUCUGCAGUAUAUCCACGAUGGCUCAUCUACGACUGCGGACAAGAUGGAGAUUUCGGUAACCGAUGGCCUUACCACAGCAACAGUGGUGCUGAAAGUGGAAGUGACACCAAGGGAAACCGAUGGUCCCAAAUUGGAUCCUAGCUGCUCAUUGGCCAUUGCGGUCGCCGGUAAAAGCUCUGUGACCAUCACCCGAUCGCACUUGGCAUAUACUGAUAAUAAUUCGCCUGAUUCUAAAAUAAGGAUUCAGUUAAUUUCUCUUCCUAUGUAUGGCACUCUUGUGCGGAUGAUUCCCAGGCGACUGUCCGAGUUUUCUGAGGCCUAUAAUUUCACAAUGGAAGACAUCGACCAUCAAAGAAUCAGGUAUGCUACAGAAUUUGAGACCCUCCACCAGCCCGUCACAGACAUUUUCCACUUCACCGUGUUUGAUGCUGAUGACAACCGCCUGGACAGUCAGAUGUUCACCAUCACUAUCACACCUCCCCAGAGUCAGCCUCAAAUCAUCGCUUUUGCCGACCACAUCAUGGUUGAAGAAGGAGGCCAGGUCCUGCUUGGGGCACAUCACAUUGUAGCCCCUGAUUCUGAUCUUGCCCAUCAAGAUCUGGUGAUAAAAAUUGUGACUCUUCCAAAAUAUGGGUAUAUUGAAAACACCAAGACAGGCAGGCAAUUUGGCCCUCGAAGCGCCAUGAACUCAGAUCUUUCGUUCUCGCUUCAAGAUGUGAUGAAGAACCAUAUCUAUUACUUUCAAAGUGUCCAUGAAAGUAUUGAACCCUCCAUGGAUACUUUUAGCUUUUAUGUUAGUGAUGGCUUCAGCCAAUCUGAAACCAGCAGUGUCAACAUCACUAUUAAGCGUUUGAAUGAUGAACCUCCUGAACUCCAACUGGAGCCCAUCAAAAUACAGGCAAGCCAAGGGGCCGUGAUCAGAAAUUUUUCCGUGGGGAUAAAAGACCCGGACACACCUCCCAACCAGCUGAUCUUUGUAUUAACAAAGAAACCCACUUAUGGUUUUGUCCGCAAGAGGUCAUCUCCCCUGGUUCCCUUGGAGAAGGGCCAAAUUGUCUCGGAAGGCUCGGCCUUCACCUAUCAGGAUAUCCUGGAGGAACUGAUGGUUUACACGCCAAACACUUUGAGAAGCCAAUCAGAUGAGUUUAGAUUUUCACUUUCGGAUGGUCUCUACACACGGACGGGCGCAGUUGAGUUCACCAUGGCACUGCCAAGGAUGGAACCGCCCAGAUUGGUCGUGAACAGGGGCCUGCAACUUCCUGCUGGCUCUCUUGCAGUUAUUACGGACCAGCACCUGAAAGCUGCAGACGUAGACUCGGAUGACCUGACUCUCAGAUAUUUUAUGAAACAGGAUCCCAGCGUUGGCCUCCUGCGUCUGCAUAAAACGGAUUCUUUGCUUCCAAUCUCUGCCAAGGGACCAGUCAAAAGUUUCACACAGGCGGAUAUAAACAAAGGGAUGGUGGAGUACAGCCAUGGAAAAAGGGAGCGUGGCGGGACAGUUGCCUUCAUCUUUGAUGUGGCAGAUGUGGAAGGGAAUAAAAUAGAGGAGCAGACAUUUCCGAUCAGCAUAAUAGAGGACCAGUUGCCUCCAUCUGUCAUUGUCAACACCGGACUGACCCUGGAUGAAAACUCAGUUAAGAAGAUCACCACCCUUGAGUUGUCAGCCACGGAUCAGGACAACGAGCCCAGUGAUCUCCUGUACAGGAUCACCAAGCAACCUCAGCUCGGACAUUUGUCCUCUGCGCUUAUUUUUUCCACACUAGGCAGGAGGAUAAGCUCCUUCACACAGGCAGACCUGGUCUCUCGCAGCAUACAUUACAUCCAUACCAGCGAGGCCGAGAAGCAUUCUGACAGGUUCACGUUCUCUCUCUCUGAUGGGACAAACGAGGUGAGCCAGAAUUUUGACAUCCCCAUUAACCCAGUAGAUGACUCUUUACCGGUCGUGCAAAGUGCUGGGAUGAAGGUCCAGGAAGGGAUGAGGAAGACCAUCACAGAGUUUGAGCUGAAGGCCAGAGACAUGGACACAGAGGCCAAGUCUGUUACCUUCACAGUUGUGCAGCCUCCACGCCAUGGCCUGAUUGAACGUGGUCAUGAUGGGCACCAUCGCCAGACCCAUGCCUUCACAAUGGAGGAUGUCUACCAGAAUCGGAUCAGUUACAGCCACGAUGGAAGCAACUCGCUGGAGGACCGCUUUACCUUCACUGUGUCUGAUGGAACAAAUCCCUUCUUUGUUGUAGAGGAGGAUGGUAAAGAGAUUGUGACCGCCAUACCCCAAUGGUUCAGAGUAGAAAUUCUUCCUGUGGAUGAUGGAACCCCACGAAUCAUCACAAAUCUGGGCCUUCAGUGGCUGGAGUCUAUGGAUGGCAAGCCAAAAAAUCUGAUCACUAAGAAGGAGCUGUUGGCGAUGGAUCCUGACACAGAUGACAAACACCUUGUCUAUGAGGUGACGACGGGACCAGAACAUGGCUACGUGGAGAAAAAGAUGCAACCAGGAAUACCCGUGACAACCUUUACACAAGAGGACGUCAAUUUGGGAUUAAUCCAGUAUGUUUUGCAUGAGGAGAGAACUCAAGAAACAGAAGAUAGUUUUCAGUUUCUGGUAAAGGACAGCAAACCCAGUAUGGUCACUAACAAUACGUUCCAUAUCCAGUGGUCUGUCAUCAGCUUUCAGCACACCAGCUACAACGUUAGUGAAAAGGCUGGCUCCAUCAGUGUCACAGUGAAGAGAACGGGUAAUCUCAAACAAUAUGCUAUUGUUCUCUGUCGUACUGAGCAGGGAACGGCCACAUCCAGCUCAAGUCUGCGGCCAGGAGAACAGGACUAUGUGGAGUAUGCGGGCCAGGUCCAGUUUGAUGAAUGGGAGGACACUAAAUUCUGCACCAUUGUCAUAAAUGAUGACAACAUUUUUGAGAACACUGAGAGUUUCACCGUGGAACUGAGCAUGCCUGCCUAUGCUUUGUUGGGGAGCAUCGCCAUAGCCAAAGUCUUCAUCCGUGACGAGGAAGACGAGCCAACCCUGCAGUUUGACAAGAAAGUCUAUCACGUCAGCGAGAGUGACGGCGUUCUCUCUGCCCCCAUUGAAAGGAAAGGAGAUACUAGCAGCAUCGUAUCUGCCAUUUGCUACACGGUGCCCAAAACUGCAAAAGGCAGCAGUGCCCACACCCUUGAAUCUGGUUCGGACUUUAAGUCCAGAGGGAUGUCCAGUGAGAAUCGUGUCGUGCUGGGGCCCGGCGUCACAAUGACCACCUGUGACGUCCAGCUGAUUGAUGACAGCGAAUACGAAGAAGAGGAAGAAUUUGAGAUUGCGCUCACCGACACCUCGGAGAAUGCACGCAUUGGGAGCAUUGCCUCUGCCAAGGUUAUGAUCAGUGGGCCAAACGAUGCCUCAACCGUGUCCCUCGGAAUGGCUACUUUUACUGUCAGUGAGGAUGCAGGAAUUAUUGAAAUCCCAGUUCAUCGGCACGGUCCUGAUCUCUCAACGCCUACCUCUGUGUGGUGUGCCACUCGGACAUCUGAUCCGCCAUCUGCUACGCCAGGGGUUGAUUAUAUACCCAGCUCUAAGAAAGUGGAAUUUCGCCCAGGGAGAACUGAAGAGUACUGCACCUUGACGAUCCUGGAUGAUGCUCAGUACCCGGUGAUUGAAGGAGUGGAGACGUUUGUGGUGUACUUGAGCUCACCUCAAGGAGCUGAGCUGGCCAAGCCUUUUCAAGCCACGGUUGCCAUUAAUGACACGUUCCAAGAUGUGCCAAAUAUGAAAUUUAGCAAAGAGUUAUACCCAGUGAAAGAGACAGAUGGGAUCCUGCAUGUUCCGAUCAUCCGUACUGGAGACUUGAGCUAUGAGUCCUCUGUCAGAUGUUCUACUCAGAGUCAGACAGCCAGAGUCAUGGAGGACUUUGAGGAAAGGAAGAAUGCUGAGGAGUCCCGUCUCACGUUUCUGAAAGGGGAGAAGGUGAAGAACUGCACUGUCUUAAUCAAUGAUGACUCUGCGUUUGAACCAGAGGAGAAAUUCCAAAUACAUCUGAGCCACCCUCUUGGAAAUCACUGGAGCGGGGCUACCGUGGGGAAGAACCGCAUGGCUACCAUUGUCAUCUCCAAUGAUGAAGAUGCCCCCACGAUUGAGUUUGACGAGGCCGCCUACCAAGUCCGGGAACCUCCUGGGCCUGAGGGUAUCGCCUUCUUAAAUGUCAAGGUGAUCCGAAGAGGUGACCAGAACAGGACUUCUAAAGUUCGUUGCAGCACCCGGGACGGUUCAGCUCAGUCUGGAAUUGAUUACUAUCCGAAGAGUCGAGUCCUCAAGUUCAGCCCUGGCAUGGACCACAUCAUAUUUAAGGUGGAAAUCAUGUCCAAUGAAGAUAGGGAGUGGCACGAGUCGUUCUCCCUGGUAUUGGGCCCAGAUGAUCCAGUUGAAGCGGUCCUGGGGGAGAUCACCACUACCAUAGUCACCAUUCUGGACCAAGAAGCAGCUGGGAGUCUCAUCCUGCCAGGACCUCCUGUUGUAGUUACACUUUCUGAGUAUGACCAUGUAGAAGAAGAAACCAAAGAGGGUGCAAAGAAAUCUCCUUCUCCCGGCUACCCACUGGUCUGUGUGACCCCGUGUGACCCUCACUUUCCAAAGUACUCCAUUAUGAAGGAGCGCUGCAACGAGGCCGGGAUCAACCAGUCAUCCAUACAGUUCAAUUGGGAAGUUGCUACCCCAACCGACGGAAAUGGGGCCAGGUCUCCCUUUGAGACCAUUACAGACAACACACCAUUUACCAGCGUCAAUCACAUGGUGCUAGACAGCAUCUACUUCAGCCGUCGAUUCCACAUACGUUGUGUAGCCAAAGCUGUAGAUAAGGUUGGCCAUGCAGGCACCCCACUGAGAAGCAACAUCGUCACCAUUGGGACCGACAGCGCCAUCUGCCAUACGCCAGUGGUAGCUGGAACAGCCCGGGGGUUCCAAGCGCAGUCGUUCAUUGCCACAUUGAAGUAUCUGGAUGUCAAGCACAAGGAACAUCCCAACAGGAUCCAUAUCUCAGUGCAGAUCCCUCACCAAGAUGGGAUGCUUCCACUCAUCUCUACGAUGCCUCUCCACAACCUGCAUUUCCUCUUGUCGGAGUCCAUUUACAGGCACCAGCAUGUCUGUUCCAACCUAGUCAGUGUCCAAGACCUUAAGGGCAUCUCAGAAGCUGGAUUCCUAGAUGAAGUGAGCUAUGAUAGUCUCGUUCUGGGGCCUGGCUAUGAUCGGGCAUACCAGUUCGAUCCCAGCGUGAGAGAACCCAAGACUAUCCAGCUUUACAAACAUCUUAACCUGAAGAGUUGCAUUUGGACUUUCGAUGCUUACUAUGACAUGACAGAAUUAAUCGAUGUCUGUGGGGGAUCAGUCACUGCCGACUUCCAGGUUCGAGAUUCAGCACAGUCCUUCCUGACAGUCCAUGUUCCACUCUAUGUGUCCUAUAUUUAUGUGACCGCACCUAGAGGGUGGGCUUCCCUGGAACAUCACACCGAGAUGGAAUUUUCUUUCUUCUACGAUACUGUUCUCUGGAGGACAGGUAUUCAGACUGACAGCGUCCUUUCUGCUAGGCUGCAGAUCAUCAGGAUCUACAUCAGAGAGGAUGGCCGGCUGGUCACUGAGUUCAAGACUCAUGCCAAAUUCAGAGGACAGUUUGUAAUGGAGCAUCACACUCUCCCCGAUGCAAAAUCUUUCAUAAUGACCCCGGAUCACCUGGGAGGGAUUGAGUUUGACCUGCAGCUUUUAUGGAGCGGUCAGACCUUUGAUUCUCCUUAUCAGCUCUGGAGAGCAACUAGUUCCUACAGUAGGAAGGACUACUCUGGAGAAUACACCAUCUACUUAAUCCCAUGUACCGUGCAGCCCACCCAGUCAUGGGUAGAUCCAGGGGACAAGCCUUUGCCCUGCACCGCACAUGCGCCCGAAAAAUUUUUGAUCCCAAUUGCCUUUCAGCAAACUAACCGUCCAGUUCCCGUCGUGUAUUCUCUGAACACUGAAUUUCAGCUCUGCAAUAAUGAGAAAGUGUUUCUCAUGGACCCAACGAAAUCAGAAAUGUCAAUGGCAGAGAUGGACUACAAAGGUGCUUUCUCAAAAGGUCAAAUCCUGUAUGGACGAGUCAUGUGGAAUCCUGAACAAAACCUUAAUUCAGCCUACAAGCUGCAGCUGGAGAAGGUCUACCUCUGCACUGGGAAGGAUGGCUACGUGCCUUUCUUUGACCCAACUGGAACCAUCUAUAACGAAGGACCCCAAUAUGGCUGCAUCCAGCCCAGCAAGUACCUGAAGCAUCGUUUCCUCCUGCUGGACCGGAAUCAACCAGAAGUGACUGACAAAUAUUUCCAUGACGUACCUUUUGAUGCCUGCUUUGCCUCAGAUCGGCCUGAUUUUCACCUGGUCAGCAACAUGCCUGGAGUGGAUGGAUUCAUCAUGAAAGUAGAUGCACUCUAUAAGGUGGAAGCUGGACACCAGUGGUACCUUCAGGUGAUCUAUGUUAUCGGCCCCGAGACCAUUGCAGGACCUCGGGUACCCCGUUCGCUUCUACACCAGCUGACACGCAGCCGCCGUGAUCUUGCAGACCACAAGGUUGGAGCGAUGCUGGACGACUCCUUGAUCUAUGACAACGAAGGCGACCAGGUCAAAAAUGGCACAAAUAUGAAGCCUCUCAGCUUAGAUCAGGACGAGGCUGUCACCGCGGCCUCUCUGUCACAGAUGGGGGCUUCGAUUGGGAGCGCCUUGGCGGCUGUCAUGCUUCUGUUUCUCAUGCUCUUGGUCACUUGCUUUGUGACCAGAAAGUGCCGGAAGCACCGGAAAAAGAAAAUGGCGACGGCCAAAGACUUCAUGGAGGUGUAUCCCCUCAACACCAAAGUGGAGGCGGCCAAGAAAAGCACAGAGAGGGUGGAAAAGAACGUCAACAGACAAUAUUGCACUGUGAAGAACUUGAACGUUUUCUACGAAAAGGAGAGUGCCUACAAGGUCAGCGGGGCAAAGGUCAAGCAAGUGAACUUGGAGGUGAAAGUUCACAACAAUUUACAUGAUGGAACAGAAGUUUAAUAGCCUGAACACAUAUUUGGGGUGGGGUGGUCAUAUCUUUUUUAUAAAUUGUUUUAAAAAAGGGAAAAAAGAACUAUACUUUAAAAAAAAACACCAUCCUGGUAUUUUUAUAGCAAUCAUGUGAGAGAAGGGGAGAUUGACACCCAUCUGUUUUUCCUUGCCUGGGCGGUGUACAAGCGGCGCAUCUUGGCAAGCGUCCACUCCACAACGGAGCUACCUCACUGGAACCAGAAUCGUGUGAGGCUGCCAAAACAGGGAAGCACUGAAUCACCUCUUCUGGAUCACCUCUUAGCAGCAUUCCAUUCUUCUAGGGGUCCCAAAUUGGCUCCGCUCUCCCUUGGCUAUCUUCUCACUGCCAGCCUUGAUCAGUUAGUUAGAAACCAGAAGGUGCCACAUGCAAAGGAGGCUCCAGUGGAGCUAGGAGAAAAGCACAACAGGACUUUUGUGGGUGGAAGAUCAACCUUCCCACCAGAUUUUUACUUUCUUUCAGACUGCUGGCUGUAGCAAGGUGUGCGCUUGUCAUAAGGCCCACCUUGGUGCCAACUUACUGUAUGUGGGUUUAUCUAGGUUGGAACAUCAGCCUACUUGAGUGGACGUGAAAUGUUCUGCAGUUCCGAUGAAAGCAAGGAGACAUGGAACGACCUCUCCUUGAACCAUGCAGAAUUGUAGUCCUGUUUAUUUGACUUAAUAGCACUGAAGGUAUCUCCCACUCUGGCCUCGCAUAGAAAUGCUGCAAUAAGUACCAAAUAAGUCUAGGGCCAGGGUUCAGGCACCCCUCCAUAUGUUGCUCCCAAAGCAAAGUAAAGCUUAUAGAUCACCCCAUACUGUUUAAAGCACUCUCUGAGUGGUUUGAAAUAUAAUUAUGCAGGCUACACAUUGCCCCCCCCCCCGA